AUGGGCAAACCAUACAAAAAAACUAACCCAGACGAAAUAAAGGCAUUUUUGGGAAUCAACCUCCUAAUGGGAAUAAAACGAUAUCCAAGCUACAGAGAUUACUGGAGCACAGCGCCUGAUUUACAUGAUCCUUACAUAAGUCUGAUUAUGACUUUACACCGAUUCGGUUGGCUCCUAUCACAUGUUCACCUCAAUGACAAUAGUGUUAUUCCGGCACGUGAUACAAUUAAUUUUGAUAAAUUAUAUAAAGUAAGGCCGUUUUUGGAUUCCCUAAAAGCUAAUUUUCGAAAUUGUCUUCAGCCACAUGAGAAUGUAGCGGUGGAUGAAUCGAUGAUCAAAUUCAAAGGUCGUAUUUCUAUAAAACAAUAUAUGCCCAAAAAGCCUAUAAAAAGGGGCUACAAAGUGUGGAUGUUAGCUGAUUCAUCUGGGUAUUUCCUAAAUUUUGAAAUUUACACAGGAAAAGCAGGGAAUGAAGUUGAACAGAAUUUAGGUGCUCGAGUAGUUAAAAAUAUGACUUCUGAAAUAGCAAACAAAAACCAUAAAGUCUUUUUUGACAAUUUUUUUACCGGUGUACCACUGAUGGAAGAGCUUCGUCAACAACAUUUGUAUGCUUGUGGCACUGUCAACUCAACAAGGAAAAAUUUGCCUCAAUUUAAGACAGAUAAAGAGCUAAAACGGGGAGAUUUUGAUUGGUAUUCUAGUAAUACGGGUCUGGCAGCGAUAAAAUGGCGGGAUAGAAGGUCGGUACAUUUGUUAUCAUAUUAUCACAAUCCGUCUUCAAGCACUGCGGUGAAAAGAAAGGAAAAAGAUGGGACGCAGGUACAAGUGCCAUGUCCUAUUAUGCUUAGGGAUUAUAAUAAGAACAUGAAUUUUGUGGAUAAAUUUGAUCAGCUUAGGGCUACUUAUGGUAUCGAUAGAAAAAGUCACAAAUGGUGGCACCGAAUAUUUUUCUUCUUUAUCGACUCAGCGCUUGUAAAUGCAUUCAUUAUAAAUAACUUUUUAGGAAAAUCACCUCAAUUGACAAUAAAAAAUUUUCGAAGGCAAGUGUCAGAGGGUCUGGUAUCAAAUAAUUUAGUUAAUCAUUUGUCAUUGCCUACGGACUUAUCUUUACCUUUGAAAAAACACAAACCAUCCGUUUGA
Molecule: messenger RNA, 1140 nt
Organism: Sitophilus oryzae (rice weevil)
Lineage: Eukaryota; Metazoa; Arthropoda; Insecta; Coleoptera; Curculionidae
Product: piggyBac transposable element-derived protein 4-like
Exons: 1
Coding region: 1-1140 (379 amino acids)
Source: RefSeq, a predicted model, not a curated record